Molecule: messenger RNA, 2137 nt
Organism: Schistocerca cancellata (South American locust)
Lineage: Eukaryota; Metazoa; Arthropoda; Insecta; Orthoptera; Acrididae
Product: poly [ADP-ribose] polymerase tankyrase-1-like
Exons: 8
Coding region: 169-1803 (544 amino acids)
Biological process (GO): regulation of proteolysis; proteasome-mediated ubiquitin-dependent protein catabolic process
Cellular component (GO): nucleus; cytoplasm
Molecular function (GO): ubiquitin protein ligase binding
Source: RefSeq, a predicted model, not a curated record
GCAGUCACCGGCCAACACGGGCUCUGUUGAAAGGGCCGGGUCUGUCUGGAAUCCCGAGCAGAGCGCCGGAGCUUACCCUGGCGUGCAAGUUAACGGCGAUCUCCUGGACUAACUGUAAAUGAUUCUCCAGCAGUUGUUUAUUUGGCCUGACAGCAUUGUCCUUACAUCAUGUUCUGCAGAAGCGUUAGUUGGUUCAUCUGCAUUUUUGUCGGAGUACUCACAGCUGCCGACUAUAGCGACUCUCAUCCCAGUACAGGAUUCCAUCCUGAACUCACAGUCUACCACUUUGGAACUGACAAUCAGGAAUCGCCCACAGCAGGACAGGUCCAGGAGGGGAAAGAGGCUCCCACUGUGGACCUGGGCACCCUGCUGGACGCUGGAGGCAGCGCCGUGGUGACUCUGGUGGCGGGCGACACCCGUCUGGCAGCGCACAGGGCCGUCCUGGCCGCCAGGAGUCCCGUGUUCGCCUCUAUUUUCAGCCACGGCACGCUGGAGGCCACAGUCCCAGACGUGGGGGGCCAGUUACUGCGCCACCUCGUGGCCUACAUGUAUACCCUGCAGGCCCCACAGUUGGCCAGAAUGGCCCCCCAGCUGCUGGCCGCGGCUGAUAAGUACGGCUUGUCAGGCCUGAAGGCUCAGUGCGAGCAGCAGUUGGCUGCACAGCUGUCUGUUGAGACUGCGGUGGCCACAGCUGUGCUCGCUAUUCGGAACUCCUGUAGCAGCCUUAAGAAGGCCGCCGCCGCCUUUAUAAAGACUCAUAUUUUGUACGUGAUGGCCACGAAGGGUUGGGCAGAUGCGCUACAUUGUCAGCCUGAAGAUUUAAUUGAAGUGCUCAAGCUGCUGUCUGAGCCACCAGCAGAAACCAGCACUCCAGCCACUGGAGACAGCGAGGGCACCCCGACCAGUCAGCUGCACAUGGGCCACAAAAACUGCAGCAGGGCUCCUGUUCCAGCUGCAAAGCACACAGCUACCUGCCCCACUCCCACAUUUGACGACGCUUCCGUCUCUUUCCUGCGCACGCCAGGCGCUGGAGAGAGCAGGACCGGCCCCUCCUCGCAGCAGCACAGUGGCCACAGUGACAACGGCCAGAGGCCAGCCACAGCUGUGCCUCCCACCUCUUCGCAGACGACUCCCCAGCCUGAUGACGUCGCCAUCUCUCUCCUGCGCACGCCAAGCGCUGGAGAGAGCAGGACCGUCCCCUCCUCGCAGCCACACAGUGGCCCCAGCGACGACGGCCAGAGGCCAGCCACAGCUGUGCCCCCCACCUCUCCGCAGACGACUCCCCAGCCUGAUGACGUCGCCAUCUCUCUCCUGCGGGAUUUUUCUGGAGAAGAGAAGGGCAAGAUGCUGAUUGCAGCAGCUAAGGAGGGGUCAGUGAGCAAGGUGCGAACGUUGCUGGUAGUGGGGGCGGACGUGGAGGCGAUGGACGAGAACCAGCAGAACUCACUGCACUGGGCAGCAGCCAAGGGACACGUGGAGGUGGCGAGGCGUCUACUGGAGGAUGGAGCUAAUGUCAACGCCAGGGACCGCUGGCAGAACACACCUCUGCAUCAGGCUGCAUGGAAAGGCCACGCACCCGUGGUGCGGCUGCUGGCAGCAUCCUCUGCCGACCGCAACGCCAGGGAUCACAGAGGGAACACGCCACUGCACGAUGCGGCACGGCGUGGCCACCCAGACGCGGCGACUGCACUACUUGAGGCAGGGGCCGACAGAGAAGUCAGGAAUGACAAUGGGGACACGCCGCUGGACCUAGCCAAGCGGAACAACCACCAGCGCCUCGUAGACAUCCUAGGAUCAAGCUAAAUAUAGUGCAAACGACUCUGGAGUAAAAUAAAAAAGGCCUUCUAUGUGACCUUUGUUACUUAUAAAAUAAAUAAUACAGAAAAUUUUAUCCUGCAGCCUUGGUUUGCACCCAUAUUUACAUAGUACAUACAACGACUCAAGUACCAUUACACCAAGAGUUCUUAUAGACUACUAUAAGUUCAAAGAGGGACUCUCCUUUUGCUGAAAAUUCAAAACAAACUGAAUAAUUCUCGAUUACUAACGAACACGUUUUCUACAAUAUUUUUUUAAUGAAAAAUACUUUUUAGGUGCAUGUUUGGUGCUAUGUGGAACUUUUAUAAAACUUUUAUGUAUU